Temnothorax curvispinosus is the source of this 2598-nucleotide messenger RNA. It is a transcript of the gene bgm, whose product is annotated as long-chain-fatty-acid--CoA ligase ACSBG2. The transcript is spliced from 10 exons. The record is from RefSeq and is a predicted model, not a curated record. NCBI's taxonomy places the organism in Eukaryota, Metazoa, Arthropoda, Insecta, Hymenoptera, Formicidae. The coding region runs from base 88 to 1845 and encodes 585 amino acids. Gene Ontology annotation, cellular component: membrane; endoplasmic reticulum. Gene Ontology annotation, molecular function: long-chain fatty acid-CoA ligase activity.
AUCCCUGGAGUUUUCACCAAAACAGCAAAGCUCUAUCCUGAUCACAUCGCGUUGGUGUCUAAACUCGAUGUCAACGGCCAAAGAACCAUGUAUACCUUCCAAGAAUACGAGUCUACCGUAAGAGUCGUCGCAAAAGCGUUUCUGAAGCUAGGUCUGGAGCGGCAUCACAGUGUCUGCAUAAUAGGAUUCAAUAGUCCGGAAUGGUUCAUUGCCGAUCUUGCGGCUAUAUACGCCGGUGGACUCGCUACAGGAAUUUAUACUACAAAUUCUCCAGAGGCGUGCCAAUAUUGCGCUGAGCACAGUCGGGCCAAUAUAAUAGUCGUUGAAGAUAACAAACAAUUGCAGAAAAUCUUGCAAAUAAGACACAACUUGCCCCAUUUGAAAGCAAUUGUUCAAUACAACGGCGUAUCCACCGAAAAGGAUGUUUUGAGCUGGGGCGAUUUAUUGAACAUAGGUAAGAAGGAAUCAGAGGAUAAAUUAUUAUCUGUGUUAAAGACGAUUGGGGCAAACGAAUGUUGCGUUUUAGUGUACACGUCAGGAACAGUCGGAAAUCCAAAAGCUGUAAUGUUAAGCCAUGAUAAUAUAUUGUACGAUUUACGGAUAAUAAUAAUGGCAUUACAAGUGAGAGAAAAGUCAGAAAUUAUAGUUAGCUAUUUGCCAUUAUCUCACGUUGCAGCACAGCUAAUUGAUAUCAUGGCAAACAUUACGUUAGCGACCACAGUAUACUUUGCGGAUCCGGGUGCGUUAAAGGGUACAUUAAUGAAUACAUUACUUGUAGCGCAACCGACUAUUUUCUUAGGGGUGCCCAGAGUGUGGGAAAAGAUAUACGAGAAGAUGCAAGAGAAAGCGCGCAGUAACGGCGCAAUAAAAACCUGGAUUGCUAAAUGGGCAAAAGCGCAAGGUCUUCAUUAUUACACGAAUAAAAUGAAUGGCGUAGAUUAUAAACAUUGGGGCUAUGUCUUUGCGAAAUGGCUUGUUUUCGACAAAGUGAAGGCAGCAUUGGGUUUGAAUAGAUGUCGAUUAUUCGUUACCGCAGCAGCUCCCAUAAAUGUUGACAUUAAACGAUAUUUCCUGAGCUUAGACAUCCCUCUAUUAGAGGCGUAUGGAAUGUCUGAGUGUGGCGGGGCUCAUACAAUAAUCAGUCCUAAAGAAUAUAGCAUGGAAGGUGUAGGAAGGCCUUUAACUGGAGUGUAUACAAAAUUAGACAAUAUAGAUGAACAUGGUGAGGGAGAAGUUUGUAUGGGUGGACGACAUGUAUUCAUGGGUUACUUAAAUGAGCCGGAGAAAACCGUAGAAGCUAAAGAUAAAAACGGCUGGUUACAUAGCGGUGAUCUCGGCAAAUUCAAUUCGAACGGGAUUUUGUCUAUAACUGGUAGAAUAAAAGAACUUAUAAUCACAAGUGGAGGGGAAAAUGUAGCACCAUACAAUAUAGAGCAGACGAUAUUAAUGGAAUUACCGUAUUUAAGUAACGUCAUGGUGAUCGGAGAUAAAAGGAAAUAUUUAACGGUCCUUGUCACGCUUAAGAGUAAUAUGAAUGAAGAGACUGGUGAGCCGUUAGAUACGCUGAAUUCCGAAGUGUUAAAAUGGGCGAAGUCUCUUGGUAGCAGUGCCAAAACAGUUACAGAAGUCAUAAGCUCUCGUGAUUCAGCCAUAUACGAGGAAAUCGAGGAGGCAAUCAAGAGAGCAAAUACGCAAGCUAUAAGUAAUGCUCAAAAAGUACAGAAAUUCGAAAUUCUUCCUCAUGACUUUUCGAUUCCCACCGGUGAAUUAGGACCCACGUUAAAGCUCAAAAAGAACGUAGUUGAGAAGAUGUAUGCUGAUUUGAUAGAUAAGAUGUAUGAAUGAGACUAUCGUGUAUUGCUGUCAUGCGAUAAGGGGCGCGCAUUGUUGUAGAAUUUUUAUACCAGUUUUAUAUUAAUGCCAUUGAAAAAAAAAUCUGAUUGAAUUAAUUGGACGUCUAGUGGAAAAUGAACGAACCAAAUUCUUCCAAUUAAUGCAACUAGAAUUCUAAUUAUGCAACCAGAAUUGUUAUUAAUUCAACCAGAUUCUGGUAGAUUUAACCAGUAUUUUCUGGUGGAAAAUGAACGAACAGAUUUUUUUCAGUGUGUCCGUGGACAUGCCAAACAUCUAAUAUUAUAUAAGCAAGAUGUAUUUGUAAUAUUCAGGUAUGGGUAAAGUUCAGAAAAUGAACUAUACUCCGUCUAACGAGAGAUCAUGGUUCGUUCUGCGCAUAGGCGAGCAAAGUGGGGUACCUAGAGCGUGGCGUACCGUAUACGUAAAUAGAUGUUCUGUGGGUGGAGACCUGCGCGAAACGGACGAGUUUUCGUCCGAUCCAACCAUCUCUCGUUGGACGGAGUAUACAUUGAAUCUAUAGGUCCACAGUAAGAGUUUCUUACUGUGGAUCUUGGAUAAAUCUUACUUAUAUACAAUAGAUAUAUUAUAAUAUAUAUAUAUAUAUAUAGGUAUUUUUGAAAUGUAUAUGAGGGAAUAACAUUUUGUAUCAGGGCACACAAUAAUCGCAACAUACAUAUGUACAAUAAUUAAGUUAGUAAUUCAUACAUUUUAUUGUUAUUAUCAAUAUACUUCAAAUUUGUAAUU